Molecule: messenger RNA, 819 nt
Organism: Gasterosteus aculeatus aculeatus (three-spined stickleback)
Lineage: Eukaryota; Metazoa; Chordata; Actinopteri; Perciformes; Gasterosteidae
Source: RefSeq, a predicted model, not a curated record
AUGUUUGGGACGUGUCUUUUCCCUCAUUGGACGCGUUGCGCGCUGAACGCACCGCCGCCUGCUUGUGUUUCAGGACAUUCGGGAGUUUCUGCGAACAUGAUGAAGAAGAAGAACUCGCACAAGAAGCAGAGGACCAGCGUUGGUCCCAGUAAGACUCCGGCUCCGCCCAGGAGGAACAUCGUGGGCUGCAGGAUCCAGCACAUCUGGAAGGAGGGCAGCAAGUCGUCCCAGUGGAAGGGGACGGUCCUGGACCAGGUCCCCGUCAACCCGUCCCUCUACCUGAUCAAGUACGACGGCUUCGACUGCAUCUACGGCCUGGAGCUGUACGGGGACGAGCGCGUGGUGGGGCUGGAGGUGCUGCCCGACCGAGUGGGUGAGGAGCGCUUCAUUUCCGUCUCCUCCUAGUUCUGAGGCGCAACUUACGGGAUCCCUCCAUAUGUGUUACCAUGGUACUUUAUGUUGCUUUACCUCUGUAGUUCCACUGCGGCAUCCCAAGGGGGCCCCAGCCCCCAGUUUGGGAACCAGUGCCGUUAAAUGGAUUCCACCAUCAUUACGUUUUAAAUCCCUUUAUUCAGCGUUGCCAUGAGACGUGAGACGGGGGGGACGAUGGCAGCAGCGCUGAGCGGCGCACGAAGUGAACGCGGGCUUUAGACUCAGCGCGUCCAGUUGUUCCUCACGUGACUCGAGCGUGUUCUGGUCCUUUUCUCCCGUCUGUCUCUGCGUCUCAUGGUGUCUUUCAUUGGACUCGUGUGGACGUGUACUUCCGUUCUACACGUCUCCCUCUGACUUCGACACAACCCCCCUAGUCCCUCCCUCAAU